This is a messenger RNA of Misgurnus anguillicaudatus (oriental weatherfish), 2323 nucleotides long. RefSeq names its product b(0,+)-type amino acid transporter 1. NCBI's taxonomy places the organism in Eukaryota, Metazoa, Chordata, Actinopteri, Cypriniformes, Cobitidae. Gene Ontology annotation, molecular function: L-amino acid transmembrane transporter activity. Gene Ontology annotation, biological process: amino acid transmembrane transport. Gene Ontology annotation, cellular component: membrane. The record is from RefSeq and is a predicted model, not a curated record.
GAAUUAAUACAAAUUAGCCAACUCGUAAAAUAUGUACGAAUUCUCGUGAGAUAGCGUUGGAAAUGCUGAAAAUGCAUCAUAAAAUUAUUUUUAUCUGCUUAUGCUUAUUUUAGUAGAAGGGUAUCAACUCAUUUGUCAGUCUGUAUCAGAUUUCUGUUAGUGAUCAUUCUUGAAAAACUUCACUAUGUGUUGCAAUCUCACAGUAAUGAUUACAUAGACAUGUUACUUGGUGAUUAUUUUAUAGUAGCUAAAACAUCUGUCCUACAACAAAAUAAAUGUAAUAUCAUGUUUCGUCUUGUAGUUGUGCAUCCUGCUCAAUACAGAUCUUACACAUCUUACAUUGUUAUUUAUCAGGUCAUACAAAUAUAUGUGCCAGAUAACAAUCAUUUUGUAAAUACAGAAGACAUUGUGAGACCAUAUAUGCAAAUUUGUCACUAAAUCCUUAGCUGCACAUGUAGUUAAUGUUAAACAAGAACUUUGAACUUAAAGCCUUUCUCUGUCUUUAUUUCAUCUUAAAUUCGAAUAAAUUCUCACACCCCACAGUUUUCUCUUACAUUUCGGCACCAUGAAAUGUGCAGAGACCGGUAAGCUGAAUCUGAGACGCGAGCUGGGCCUUACCAGCGCCGUAUCUAUAGUUGCGGGGAUCAUGAUAGGUUCUGGGAUUUUUAUGUCUCCGCAAUUUGUACUGGUUUACGUUGGGAGUCCUGGGACAAGUUUGGUCAUCUGGGCAGUUUGUGGUAUAAUCUGCAUCUGCGCUGCUUUCUCAUAUGCUGAGAUGGGCACGAUCAUCAGAGAAUCUGGAGGAGACUAUGUAUACAUCCUGCGUGUUUAUGGACCAUGUCCUGCAUUUGUUGUGGCAUUUACAACCAUGUUUGUGUUAAGGCCAUUUGGGAUCGCAGCUAUCGCCUUAAGCCUCGCAAAGUAUGCCAUGGCACCAUUUUACCUGGGCUGUACACCUCCCAUACUAGUAGUGAAGUGUAUAGCCGCCUCGUGCAUCUUGAUGGUCGCCACUGCCAAUAUUCUACAUGUACGGUUUGCUCUGGCUAUUCAGGUUGUCUUUUUAGUGGCCAAACUGGUCGGUCUAAUGGUAAUAGUUAUUGGAGGGAUUGUGACACUUGCACAAGGACACUAUGGCAGCCUUAGCAGUGUGGAGAUUGCAUUUGAAGGCACAAAACUUGGUGUCAGUCCUGUUGGAAUGGCAUUGUAUCAGUGUCUGUGGUCAUAUGCUGGAUGGUACAACUUAAACUAUGUUAUUGAAGAAGUAAAAAAGCCUGAGGUAAACCUGCCAAGGGCACUGAUGAUUGCUAUUCCCAUGGUGACCAUUCUCUACCUACUGGUUAACGUCAGUUAUCUAGUUGUCAUGACACCCACAGAGAUGAUAUCAUCUAGUGCAGUAGCUGUUACUUGGGGGAAUAAAGUAUUAGGAGGAUGGGGAUGGAUAAUGUCUGUUGCUGCAGCACUUUCAUCCUUUGGAUCGCUAAAUGGAUCUUUCUUCAGCGGUGGACGAGUUUGUUACGUGACGGCAAGAGAGGGACAUAUGCCAGACAUUUUGGCAAUGGCCCACAUGAAACGGCUGACUCCAUCUCCAGCCCUUAUCUUCACCACUAUUAUAUCUCUUAUUGUGCUCAUUCCUGGAGACUUCCAGGGCAUAAUAAACUUCUUCAGUUUUACAGCCUGGUUUUUCUAUGGUAUUACAUUAUCAGGACUUCUGUAUUUAAAAAUCAAGAAACCUGAACUUCCCCGGGCGAUUACGGUACCCAUAAUUAUCCCCAUCUUGGUGUUGUUGGCCGCUUGCUUCCUGGUGUUGGCACCCAUCAUCGAUGAUCCACAGAUUGAGUACCUCUACGUGACCAUCUUCAUAUUGAGUAGCAUUUUGAUUUACAUCCCCUUUAUUCACUUUAAGCUGUUCCCAGGCGUUUUAAAUAAACUCACAGUCUUCCUUCAACUCUUUCUUGAAGUGGCGCCAACUGACAAAAACCUGUGAUGCAUAGGGAACAGGAAAAUGCAAUGCUUUUCAACUUGUUGAAACUUGUGUCACACCAGGGCACCUUGUAAUGUUGGAAAGUGUUAUAGGUUGUAAAUGUCACCUAUUAUAUGCCUUGUAUGCCUUGACUUGCAAAUAAGCAGAAAACAAAUGAAUGAAGCAAUAAUAAGGAUUUAUGUUUUAAAUCAUGUGUCUCUCAUGUAAAGCAUAUGUAAUUAUAAAAGGUCAGAUACUGGGAGAGUCAUCACUUUAUAAGAUUUAACCCCCAUUGCAAAGUAAUGUAAAGAGUUGCCUUAAUUGUACUUUAAAUUAAAUGUAAAUAAAUGGAUUUUGGUCAAA